Molecule: messenger RNA, 3276 nt
Organism: Camelina sativa (false flax)
Lineage: Eukaryota; Viridiplantae; Streptophyta; Magnoliopsida; Brassicales; Brassicaceae
Source: RefSeq, a predicted model, not a curated record
AUGGAUAAGUCAUGGGUUUGGCUACCAAGGGCUAGCCUUGAGUAUGGGAUAGGAGCUAGAAAUUUUGUGAAUGCAGUAACAACAAGUUUGGGUAAUCCUAGUUCUAUGCUAUGUCCCUGCACACAUUGCCGGAAUUUGUCUCAUCAAGGAAUAGAGACUAUGUUUGAUCAUCUAGUGAUUAGGGGAAUGGAUGAGAAAUACAAGAGGAAUUCGUGUUGGAGCAUUCAUGGUGAUAAGAAAAUUGCUCAGCCAGAUGAAGAUCCAAGCUCUGAGUUUGAAGCUUAUGAUUUGAUUAGAACAGCCUUCUUUGAUAGUGAUUCAAAGCCCAGUAGCCAUAGUGAAGAUCAGAAUGAUGAUGUUGAUAGUGUAGAAGAAUCUGAGUUUAGAAAGAAGCUACAAGAUGCGGAAACUCCUUUGUAUUCAAUCUGUCCCAACUACACCAAGAUAUCUGCAAUCAUGGGGCUUUACAGGAUUAAAGUGAAGAGCGGUAUGUCGGAGAACUUUUUUGAUCAGUUGCUCAAAAUGGUUCAUGAAAUGCUUCCUAAGGACAAUGUGUUACCGAGAUCAACAGAUGAGAUGAAGAAGUUUCUGAAAAUUUUUGGGUUUGGAUAUGACAAGAUACAUGCAUGCAAGAACGAUUGUAUCCUAUACAGGAAGCAAUAUGCAGAUAUUGAAACCUGUCCAAGAUGUGGUAUCUCCAGAUGGGACAGGGAUAUGAAUACCGGUGAAGAGAAUAAGGGGAUUCCAGCAAAGGUUCUAAGGUAUUUUCCAAUUAAAGAUAGAUUUAGGAGGAUGUUUAGAUCCAAAAGAAUGGCUGAAGACUUGAGGUGGCAUUUUAAUAAUGCAAGUACAGAUGGUACAAUGAAGCAUCCAGUUGAUUCAUUAACUUGGGCCAAUGCGAAUGAUAAAUGGCCUGAGUUUGCUGCUGAACCAAGAAACCUCCGCCUAGGCCUUUCCACUGAUGGGAUGAAUCCUUUUGCCAUCCAGAAUACGAAGUAUAGCACAUGGCCAGUAUUAUUAGUGAACUACAACAUGCAUCCGACAUUGUGUAUGAAGGCUGAGAACAUGAUGCUCACUCUUUUGAUCCCUGGGCCAACUGCACCGAGCAAUAACAUUGAUGUCUACCUAGCUCCAUUGAUAGAUGAUCUGAAGGAUUUGUGGCAUGAAGGUAUUUUAGUUUAUGACUCUUUCAUGAAGGAGAAUUUCACACUUAGAGCAAUGUUGAUGUGGAGUAUAACUGAUUAUCCAGCAUUAGGAUCAUUGUCAGGAUGUAAAGUCAAAGGGAUACAGGCAUGUAUUGUUUGUGGAAAAGAUACGCCUUCUAGAUGGUUAAAAUUUAGCCGUAAGCAUGUGUAUUUGGGCAACAGAAAGAGGCUCAGACCUGAUCAUCCAUACAGAAGAAGAAAGAAAUGGUUUGAUAAUACAGUAGAGAAAGGAAGUGCAAGAAGAGUUGAAACUGGAGUAGAAAUCUGUGAGAUGCUUAAGGAUUUCAGAAAUGAUUUUGGUAAAUGUAUAGAGAAAAAAGGGAAAAGGAAAAGAAAAGGUAUAAGUGAAGAUGCGGAACCAUCGAAUGAUGAAUCUGAUGAAGACGAUGGUAGAUGGAGGUGGAAGAAAAGGUCCAUCCUGUUUGAGUUACCUUACUGGAAGGAUAUGCCGGUUCGUCACAAUAUUGAUGUAAUGCAUGUGGAGAAGAAUGUUUCUGAUGCUAUGUUGGCUAUGUUGAUGCAAUCUGUUAAGUCAAAAGAUGGGGUGAAAGCAAGGAAAGAUCUCGCAGACAUGGGAAUUAGACAGAAGUUACACACACAGGAAAAAGGGAAGAGGACUUAUUUGCCUCCAGCUGCUUAUUGGCUGUCCAAGUCUGAAAAAACUGAAUUUUGCAAGCGGUUAAGUUCAUUCAGAGGGCCUGAUGGUUAUUCUGCAAAUAUAUCCAACUGUGUUUCAGUGGAUCCUCCUAUGAUUGGUGGAUUGAAGUCACAUGAUCAUCAUGUGCUUCUUCAGAAUCUCUUACCAGUAGCUUUGAGAGGAUUACUACCAAAGGGUCCUAGAAUUGCAGUGAUUAGACUAUGUAAUUUCUUUAAGAGGUUGUGUCAGCGAGUUCUUGAUCCAGAAAAGCUAAUAUCACUGGAGGCUGAGUGUGUAGAGACCUUUUGCCAACUAGAAAGAUAUUUUCCUCCAUCCCUUUUCGAUAUAAUGUACCAUCUUCCAAUACAUCUAGCAAGGGAGGCACGUUUGGGUGGACCUGUUCAUUUCAGAUGGAUGUACCCCUUUGAAAGGUACAUGAAAACACUAAAAGCAUAUGUCAAAAACUAUGCAAGGCCAGAAGCUUGUAUGGCUGAAGGUUAUUUAGCUGAGGAGUGUAUUGCAUUCUGCAUGGAGUUCCUACAAAAUUCUGUACCGGUGGAAGAAACAAUCAACCGUAAUGAAGAUGUUGGAUCCCCUGGGGGAAUACUUGAAGGACGCCCAUUCCAGAAGGCUGCUCAAGUGGUAUUAAGUGAUAAAGAGAGAGACAUUGCCCAUAGAUAUGUUCUAAUGAACAUGGCAGUGAUGAGUCCAUAUGUAGAUAUGCACCUUGAGGAAUUGCAAUCAAUGGAUGUGAGAUGUCGUAAAAGUGAAACUCUUUUAUGGAAAUUACACGCAGAUAGGUUCUCACAGUGGGUAAAAGAUAAGAUCCCUGGUAACUCAGAACAUCAUUCAGAGAAAUUGAGAUGGUUAGCUCAUGGACCAAGGAAUAUAGCUCAAACCUAUAAGGGGUUUGUCAUUAAUGGGCAUAGAUUUCACACUGAGGACGUAAUGCGCAAGACUCAGAAUAGUGGAGUAACUUAUGAAGCUUUUAGCAUGUGUAGAGCUAGUGCUAGAGAUAAUAGACAGAUGGCGGACAUGGUUGUGUUCUAUGGAGUUAUACAACAGAUAAUUAUGCUAGAUUACCAUAUGUUUCAGAUACCACUAUUCAAGUGUAAGUGGGCCAACAAAGGAAAUGGUGUAAAAGAAGAAGAAGGAUUUACACUUGUGAAUCUCAAUGUCAACCAAUCUGCCUACCUCCAAGAUCCAUAUAUUUUGGCCUCCCAAGCUAAACAAGUUUUCUAUUCUAGAGAUGACUCCUCAAGUUGGUCUGUAGUGAUGAGGGCGCCACCAAGAGGGUAUCAUGAGCUAGAGACAGAAGAAGAGUUUGUAGUUGCACCAUCCGUUCCGCAAAAUGAAGAUUUUGGAAACGAAUCUUCUGAUGAUGAGAGUUUCUUUGAUAGAGAAGAUUGUGAAGGGGUCUUAGUAGUGAAUUAA